Messenger RNA from Ostertagia ostertagi, 2976 nucleotides. Lineage: Eukaryota; Metazoa; Nematoda; Chromadorea; Rhabditida; Trichostrongylidae. The record is from the annotation of a GenBank genome assembly.
AUGGACCUGAUCGGCUACCCGCACAUCAAUAUCAAUAAUCCUACAAUUACAGAUGCCAGCUGUAAUGGCUACAAAGACGGAGCGUUUACCCUGAAUGUAACCGGCGGCAACCCACCCCUCAGCUAUUUUAUGAGGAGCCCGACAGACAGCAAUAAGACGGGUAUUUUCGACUCGUUGGUACGGGGCACUUAUGUGGUACGUAUUGUAGAUUCGACAGGCUGCUUUAAAGAAACAACCGUUGUCAUCAAUCACCCGGACACGCUGGUGGCCGGAACGAUUAUCACACCUAAUGACUGUAUCGGGUAUGACGACGGUGGCGCUGUUGAAGUAACAAGCAGGGGUGGCACACCUCCUUACAGUUACCUAUGGAGCACCACCCCACAACAAACAGCCGGUAAGAUCAGCGGAUUGCCCAAUGGUAAAUAUGCUGUGAUAGUUACCGAUGCGCAUCGCUGCGCGGACACAACCAUUGCACUGGUGCCUUAUGAUAAUUGCUGCAAACCGGUCAUUCCCGAUGCAUUUACCCCCAAUGGAGAUGGCAGAAAUGACCGCUUCCGCGUAUUGUUUAAGGGAGAUGUAAAGCUGGAAAGCUUCUCUGUAUAUAACCGUUAUGGCCAGCGUAUCUUCUACACCACAGCUACCGAAGCUGGCUGGGAUGGUACCUGGAAUGACCGCAACCAGGAUGCCGGAACUUACUUCUAUUACAUCCGCCUGGUAUGUGGUAAUAAAGGGAAUAAUGUACAGGAAUAUAAAGGGGAUAUAACCCUGAUCAGGGAAAUCGUAUCAGUGACCGGAAUUGGCGGGCUUUACCAAUUGCUUUCUACCAAGAGUGAUGGCGCUAUCGUUCGUAAUCUUGCCGAUAACACUACCAAGUUUAUCUCUGCGCGUCUGCACAAUGUAACGCCAUUGGAAAGCAUCGAGAUCUAUACUAUUGGCAACAAUGUGCGCUUGCAUGAGGUAUUGGAUCAGAUGCAGAAAAGCGAGAAGAGCAAACCAGAUGCUAAAAAAGCAAGCAACGAUGAGAUCAGGUCUUACUUCAAGGAAGUGUAUCCGGAUAUUGAUGAAGACCGUGUGUAUGUAAGUGAUAUGAAGAAGAUGCUCAAAUGGUUUGACCUGCUGAAGAGCAACAACCUGCUGGACUUCUCUUCACUGAACAGGCAACAGGAAGAUGCCGCCGCCGGAGAUGCGGAUGCGGAAGCACAGCGGCUGGACUUUGAAGCUUUUGAGGGAAAUGCCAAUGCAUUCCGCAUCCUCACCCAUAGCUUUAAUGAGCCCGAACCGGGCGGUUAUAAACUCACCUACGCCACCCUGGCCUCGGUGAUCAAAUAUCCAUGCAGCUCUGCCGCGGGCUUCGACAAAAAGACCGGGCUGAUUGCCACGAAAAAAUCAGGAUUUUUUGACUCUGAAAGAACCACUUAUCAGCAAAUUGCCGACAAGGCCGUUGCCGGCAAUGGAUUUACAAAAUGGGUUAUCACCGCUAAAGACCUGGAAGCAUUGGGCUACCUGAUGUAUGCCAAACAAUGUGAGCCACUGGUAAAUACGGCGGGUGAUUGGGAUGCCCCGGAACGCGACACGGUGAAGAUGGGCAAGCUAAUACGUAAUGGACUGCAACUGCAAAAAGCAGCCAAAAAAGACUUUAUCCGCGACCGUUAUAAUUACCAGGUGAUACGACUGGCCUUUUAUGCGGGCAAUCCUUCCCUUGCACUCGAUCUGUACAAUACACUGGCUGCCAGUAAUACGGGUAACAGCGAGAUACAGGCACGGACCCUUGCCUUAAAAGGCGGAGCCUUAUUCCGGCUGAAACGCAAACCGGAAGCGGCUUACUGUUAUGCACUCGCCUUUGAUAAGAGCGAUAAUAUAAAGACGACCUCCUUCCAGUCGUUUGACUGGUGUGUGGGUAAGGAUGCAACGCCUGUAUUGAAGCUAUGCAAAACGCCACAUGAAAAAGCAGUGGUAUGGGUGAUGAACGGACUGCAUCAUUACGAUCAGGGCUUACCUUCUAUGCAGGCAGCCUAUCAGGCCGAUCCUUCCGUUGCCGGACUCGAUGUAGUGAUGACCCGGGAAAUCAAUAAAACGGAAGAACGUUACCAGGCACGUGUACUUUCCAGCGAUCGUAAUCUAACCGCAUCGAGUUACUGGUUCAAUGAUUAUGCUUCCUAUUAUAAUGGAGACGAAGGAAAAGCGAGCGAGGAAAAGAAUAAAAACGAAAAAUUACAGGAUGCAAGAUCCUUCCUGCAACGCAGUGCUAAAACAGACUUUGAACGCUGGCUGAUCGAUUCCGUGGGGUAUACAACGGCCAGCCUUACUGAGCUGGAAGGCACAAAGUAUCUGCGCCGGUUUGAGUUUGAAAAAGCAGCAGCCAGCUUCAGUGGAUUAGGUGAUAGUGCAGACCUCCCCGACCCGUUCAUCGCCCAUAUCAGUGAUAAGUAUGAGCUGGAUCCUAUAGAUACAAAAACGCUUUACUCCAAACUGACCUUUGCCCGCAAAAUGGCCGGGCUACAGAAAAAGAUCAAUGCUGCGCCCAAUGAUGCGCAGGCGUUGUUUCAAUAUGCGACGGGGCUUUACAGCAUCAGCUAUUAUGGCAAGAGCACUUAUAAUGUUACCUAUUACCGCAGCUCCACCGACCCGUUGUCUUAUUUUAACAGUGAUCAACGGAAAUCGGCGCCGGUUUAUACGCAGGAGUAUUAUGGUGCAAUAACUGCCGAAAAGCUGUUUGCCCAAGCCGCAGCAAAUACCACCGAUGCCGAGCUGAAAGGCAAAGCACUCUUCAUGGCUGCCAAGUGCUGGCAGAAACGUUGUGAAACCGGCAAAGCCCAGUCCUACUAUGAUCAGGACAUGAUCAAGCUGUAUUACAACAACUCUUUAAACAACCCUUAUUUUAAGCAGUUAAAAAAUGAAGCUUCAUCUACAAAGCUCUACCAGGAAGCAUUGAACACCUGUGGCUAUUUUAAUGACUAUGCAACCAAACAGAAAUAA